Molecule: messenger RNA, 8822 nt
Organism: Oncorhynchus keta (chum salmon)
Lineage: Eukaryota; Metazoa; Chordata; Actinopteri; Salmoniformes; Salmonidae
Product: unconventional myosin-VIIa-like
Exons: 49
Coding region: 299-6850 (2183 amino acids)
Cellular component (GO): cytoskeleton; myosin complex
Molecular function (GO): ATP binding; cytoskeletal motor activity; protein binding
Source: RefSeq, a predicted model, not a curated record
CAGGUACCUCAGAGGGAGAGAAGGAAAAGGGGAAUGCAUGUGACAGCGUGAGAGAGGACAAACAGAGACCGAGACCGCAGCAAGUGGAAAGAUUUCAAGAGAGCUUUUCUUUUGGUCACCCUGCUUCUUCCCAUUGAUUCAUCUGCUAUCUGGAUGUAACCAGUUACCUGGACUUACCAGAGUGGAAGAGAGGGACAAGGAAAGAGGAAAGAAGCAAGGAGACAGAGGAACUGGAGUGUCUUGAGUGGAGCCUCACAUGGUGACUUCUAAUGUCCUGGAAUAAACCGGAAGCUGAACCAUGGUCAUUCUGCAACAGGGAGACUAUGUCUGGUUGGACCUCAAGACGGGCCGGGAGUUCGUCGUUCCGGUGGGAGCCGUGGUCAAGCUCUGUGACUCGGGACAGAUCCAGGUGCUGGACGACGAGGGGAGGGAGCACUGGAUCUUGCCCCAGAAUGCCACCAACAUUAAGCCCAUGCAUCCCACUUCCAUCCACGGGGUGGAGGACAUGAUCCGCCUGGGGGACCUCAACGAGGCCGGGAUCCUGCGCAAUCUGCUCAUCCGCUACAACGAGUGUGUCAUCUAUACUUACACAGGGUCAAUUCUGGUGGCAGUAAACCCUUACCAGCUGCUGCCCAUCUACACACCGGACCAUAUCCGCCUGUACACCAAUAAGAAGAUUGGGGAGAUGCCACCUCACAUCUUUGCCAUUGCAGACAACUGUUACUUCAACAUGCAAAGGAACAACAAGGACCAGUGCUGUAUCAUCAGUGGUGAGUCUGGGGCUGGUAAGACAGAGAGCACCAAGUUGAUCCUGCAGUUCCUGGCAGCGAUCAGUGGACAACACUCCUGGAUAGAGCAACAGGUCCUGGAGGCCAACCCGAUACUGGAAGCAUUCGGGAACGCUAAGACUAUUCGGAACGACAACUCCAGUCGCUUUGGGAAAUACAUCGACAUUCACUUUAACAAGAGAGGGGCCAUCGAGGGGGCCAAGAUAGAACAGUACCUUCUGGAGAAGUCCAGAGUCUGCAGACAGGCUGCGGAUGAGAGGAACUACCAUAUUUUCUACUGUAUGCUACGGGGCAUGUCCCCAGAGCUGAAGAAAAAACUUGGCCUGGGACUCGCCACUGACUACCCCUACCUCACCAUGGGGAACUGUACGAAGUGUGACAGCCGUGACGACCUGAAGGAGUACUCAAGCAUCCUGUCGGCCAUGAAGGUGCUGAUGUUCACAGAGACUGAGAACUGGGAGAUAUCCAAACUACUGGCGGCCAUCCUGCACAUGGGCAAAUUGCGCUACGAGGCCCGUUGCUAUGACAACCUGGAUGCCUGUGUGGUAAUGCGAUCUCCAGACCUGUCCACUGCCACAUCUCUGAUGGAGGUGGACAUUAAGGACGUGAUGUCAUGUCUAACCACUCGUACCCUGAUCACCCGGGGUGAAAAUGUGUCCACCCCCCUCAGCAUGGAACAGGGCCUGGAUGUCAGGGACGCCUUUGUCAAGGGUAUCUAUGGGAGGCUGUUUGUGUGGAUUGUGGACAAGAUCAACGUGGCCAUCUUCAGACCUCCGUCCUGUGAGAGUAAGAUCAUAAGGAGGUCCAUUGGCCUGCUCGACAUCUUUGGCUUCGAGAACUUCAUUGUCAACAGCUUUGAGCAGCUGUGCAUCAACUUUGCCAAUGAGAACCUGCAGCAGUUCUUUGUGAGGCAUGUGUUCAAGCUGGAGCAGGAGGAGUACAACCUAGAGGACAUCAACUGGCAGCACAUCGAGUUCACUGACAACCAGGAUGCCCUGGACAUGAUCGGCAAUAAACCCAUGAACAUCAUAUCUCUCAUAGACGAGGAGAGCAAGUUCCCCAAGGGAACAGAGUCCACCAUGCUAUAUAAACUCAACUCCCAGCACAAACUCAACACCAACUACCACCCCCCUAAGAACACCUACGAGACCCAGUUUGGCAUCCAGCACUUUGCUGGGGUCGUCCACUAUGAGACCAGAGGCUUCCUGGAGAAGAAUCGUGACAGCCUCCACACUGACAUUAUCCAGCUGGUCCACUCCUCCAAGAACAAGUUCAUCAAGCAGAUCUUCCAGGCUGACGUCACCAUGGUUAUGGAGACCAGGAAGCGAUCCCCUACUCUGAGUAGCCAGUUCAAGCUUUCUCUGGAGCUGCUGAUGAGAACCCUCAAUGUAUGUCAGCCUUUCUUUGUCCGCUGCAUCAAACCCAACGAGCUCAAGAAACCCAUGCUGUUUGACAGGGAGCUGUGUGUGCGUCAGCUGAGGUACUCUGGGAUGAUGGAGACCAUUCGUAUCAGACGCGCUGGUUACCCCAUCAGAUACACCUUCGGAGAGUUCGUAGACCGCUACCGUGUUCUCGUGCCCGGGGUCAAACCUGCCAACAGACAGGAUGACCUGAGAGGGACGUGUCAGAAGAUAGUGGAGGCUGUUCUUGGACGAGAUGACGACUGGGAGAUUGGGAAGACCAAGAUCUUUCUUAAGGACCACCAUGACAUGCAGCUGGAGAUAGACAGGGACAAGGUCAUCACUGACAAGGCCAUCCUCAUCCAAAAGGCUGUUAGAGGAAUGAAGGAGAGGACUAACUUCCUGAGGGUGAGGAGGUCAGUGACAUUCAUUCAGAAGAUGUGGCGCGGCUAUCGGUGCAGGAAGGACUACAAUGCUAUGAGGGUCGGCUUCCUGCGCCUACAAGCCCUCUAUAGAUCAAGAAAACUCUUUGUCACCUACCAAUUGGCCAGGACUUGCGUCACUCAAAUACAGGCCCGUUGCCGUGGUUUCAUGGUGAGGCGGUCUUUUUGGAGGCAGCUGCAUGCGGUGAUCACCAUCCAGGCAUACGCCAGGGGCAUGAUCGCACGGAGGGUUACCCAGAGACUCAGGGCAGAGCACCGGCGGCGCCAAAAGGCAGAAGGCCAGCGUCUGGUCGAGGAGGAGCGCCUGAGGAACCAGAUGACGGUGCGACGGGCGCGGGCCGAGGCCGAGAGGAGUCACAAGGAGCGCCUGGCCGAGCUGACCCGUCAGGAGGAGGAGAGGGAGAAGGAGGCACGGGAGGAGGCACGACGAAAGAAGGAGAUGGUGGAACAGGUGGAGCGGGAGAGGGAGCAGCCGGUGGACCACUCAUACAUGGUGGAUCAGAUGUUUGGCUUCCUGGGGAACACAGGGGCACUGCCCAACCUGGAGGGACAGGGGCCGGCCGGCUUCGAGGACCUGGAAGUGGCUCUGCGGGCCGAGGAGGAGGAGGACUUAGACGAAGCUCUCCCUCUGCCUGACGACGAAGAAGAGGACCUGUCGGAGUACAAGUUCUCCAAGUUCGCCACCAUGUACUUCCAGGGCACCACCACACACAAAUAUGUGCGGCGCCCGCUCAAGCAGCCUCUGCUCUUCCAUGAGGAUGAGGGUGACCAGCUGGCAGCCCUGGCGGUGUGGAUCACGGUGCUGAGGUUCAUGGGGGACCUGCCUGAACCGAAGUACCACACCGCCAUCAGUGACGGCUCAGAGAAGAUCCCCGUCAUGACCAAGAUCUACGAGACGCUGAGCAAGAGGACCUACAAGAGAGAGCUGCAGGAGCUCCAGACUGUGGAGGGAGAGAACAGCUCCAAUGAAGGUGGUGGUGGGCAAAAGAAGAACAGUGUGAGACACAAGCUGGUCUCUCUCACACUGAAGAGGAAGUCCAAGAUCACUGAGGAGGUGACCCGGCGUUUGAUGGACGGUGAUUACAGCCUACAGGGAAACAGCAUGUUGGAGGACCGGCCCACCUCCAACCUGGAGAAGCUUCACUUCAUCAUCGGCAACGGCAUCCUAAGGCCCGUCCUCAGGGAUGAGAUCUACUGUCAGAUCUGUAAGCAGCUGACCCAGAACCCAUCUAAGAGUAGCCAUGCACGUGGCUGGAUCCUGCUCUCUCUCUGCGCUGGCUGCUUCGCUCCCUCUGAGAAGUUUGUCAAAUAUUUGCGUACGUUCAUGAUCAGUGGUCCGCCAGGCUACGCUCCAUACUGCGAGGAGAGGUUGAGGAGGACCUUUGUGAACUGCACCAGGACCCAGCCACCAUCUUGGCUCGAGCUGCAGGCCACUAAGUCGAAGAAACCCAUCAUGUUGCCAGUGACCUUCAUGGAUGGCACCACUAAGACCCUGCUGACUGACUCAGCCACCACAGCCAACGAGCUGUGUAAUUCCCUGGCCGACAAGAUCAGCCUCCAAGACCGCUUCGGUUUCUCCCUCUUCAUCGCCCUGUUUGACAAGGUAUCCUCAUUGGGCAGCGGCAGCGACCAUGUGAUGGAUGCCGUGUCGCAGUGCGAGCAGUAUGCCAAGGAGCAGGGUGCCCAGGAGAGGAAUGCUCCCUGGCGCCUUUUCUUCAGGAAGGAGAUCUUCACGCCCUGGCACAAUCCUGGCGAUGACAGUGUGGCCACCAACCUCAUCUACCAGCAGACUGUCCGGGGAGUCAAGUUCGGCGAGUACCGCUGCGAGAGGGACGAGGAUCUGGCGGAGUUGGCGUCUCAGCAGUACUACGUAGAAUAUGGCUCAGAGAUCCUCCAAGAGCGCCUCCUCAACCUUAUCCCCUCCUACAUCCCUGACCGUGAAAUCAGCUCAGCCAAGACCACUGAAAAGUGGGCCCAGCUAGUUGUCUCCUCCCACAAAAAGGGAGUUUACACUCAGAAGAGGUUGGACAAUCAGAAGGUGAAAGAGGACGUGGUUGACUUUGCUCGUUUCAAGUGGCCUUUACUCUUCUCACGCUUCUACGAGGCCUUCAAGUUUUCAGGACCCAGCCUGCCUAAGAAUGAUGUCAUUGUAGCAGUGAACUGGACCGGGGUCUACUUUGUGGAUGAGCAGGAGCAGGUCCUUUUGGAACUCUCUUUCCCAGAGAUCACUGCUGUGUCCAGUAGCAGAGGAGGUAAGCUCCAGGGCCAGAGCUUCUCGCUGGCCAUCAUCAAAGGAGACGAGUACACGUUCACCUCCAACAAUGCAGAGGACAUCUGUGAGCUUAUUGUGACCUUUUUGGAAGGCCUCAGGAAGAGGUCAAAGUUUGUGGUGGCGCUGCUGGACUGCCCCAACCCCGCGGGCGGCGAGGACUCCACCUUCCUCAGUUUUUCCAAGGGCGACCUGAUCCUAUUGGACGAGCACUGUGGCGAGCAGGUCAUGACCUCGGGGUGGGCUCACGGGGUCAACGACAGGACCAAGCAGCAGGGGGACUUUCCGGCCGACUGCGUCUACGUCCUUCCCACCGUCACCCGGCCGCAGUAUGACAUCGUGGCUCUGGUAACUAUGACUCCAGACCAGAGAAGAGAGUCCAUCAACCUGUCCCAGACGGCCCUGGCUGAGAGUGAGGACAAGGUCAAGCCUUACACCCUAGAGGAGUUCUCCUACGACUACUUCAGAGACCCCCCUAAGAGCACUCUGAGCAGGGUGAUGAUCACUAAGGGCCGGGGGAAGGAGUGUCUGUGGUGUUGCACCAGGGAGCCCCUCAAACAGCCUCUGCUGAAGAAGGUGCUGGCCCAGGAAGAGCUCUCCCAGGAGGCUCAACUGGCCUUCGUUGCCCUGAUGAAGUAUAUGGGUGACUACCCGUCCAAGCGAGCGCGUUCGGUCUACGAGCUGACCGACCAGAUCUUUGAAGGAGCGCUGAAGGCAGAGCCACUGAAAGACGAGAUCUACUGUCAGAUCCUCAAACAGAUCACAGAGAACCACAUCAAGUACAGUGAGGAGAAGGGCUGGGAGCUGCUGUGGCUUUGUACAGGUCUGUUCCCCCCCAGUAACAUUCUGCUACCCCACGUCCAGAAGUUCCUCCAGGCUAAGAAGCACCACCACCUCGCCCCCGACUGCAUGCAGAGACUCCAGAAGGCCUUACGUAAUGGAUCCAGGAAGUACCCGCCUCACCUGGUGGAGGUGGAGGCCAUCCAGCACAAGACCACGCAGAUCUUUCACAAAGUGUUCUUCCCCGAUAACACAGAUGAGGCUUUCAAGGUGGAGUCGAGCACCAAGGCCAAAGAGUUCUCUCUGAACAUCUCAGGCAGACUGCUCCUCAAGUCUUCCGAGGGCUUCAGCCUGUUUGUCAAGAUCACUGACAAGGUCAUCAGUGUGCCUGAGGGGGAUUUCUUCUUUGACUUUGUAAGGCAUCUGACCGACUGGAUCAAAAAAGCUAGACCCGCAAAGGACGGUAUAGUGCCUUCACUGAGCUAUCAGGUGUUCUUCAUGAAGAAACUGUGGACCAAUACCAUGCCAGGGAAAGACUCCAUGGCCGACUCCAUCUUUCACUACUACCAGGAGCUUCCCAAAUAUCUCCGUGGUUACCACAAGUGUUCCCGAGAAGAGGUUUUCCAGCUGGGAGCUCUGAUCUACAGGGUGAAGUUCGAGGAAGACAAAUCCCAGUUUCCCAACGUUCCCAAGAUGCUGAAGGAGCUGAUCCCUCAGGACCAGAUUAGACACCUCUCGCCUGAGGUCUGGAAACGGUCUAUAGUGGCGUUCUUCAACAAGCAGUCGGGGAAGACUCGAGAGGAGGCCAAGCUAUCAUUCCUCAAAGUCAUCUUCAAGUGGCCUACAUUUGGCUCGGCCUUCUUUGAAGUCAAGCAAACCACUGAUCCAAACUUUCCAGAGACCCUCUUGAUAGCAAUAAACAAACAUGGUGUCAGCCUGAUCGACCCCAAGUCAAAGGACAUCUUAACGACUCACCCGUUCACUAAGAUCUCUAACUGGAGUAGUGGAAACACCUACUUCCACAUCACCAUCGGCAACAUGGUCCAAGGCACCAAGCUGCUGUGUGAGACCUCACUGGGCUACAAGAUGGACGACCUCCUGACCUCUUACAUCAGCCAGAUGCUGACCACCAUGACCAAACAGCGCGGUUCCCGUGGAAACAUCAAGUGAGCUGUAAAGUGAUUGAUCCCGCUGUUGACCGUAGUAGGCUUCUCAGAUCUAUUACACGUGUCUCAUUAAAACAGAGAGGGAUACAUACAACCUUUACGCCAUAACAUGUCAAAUCAAUGACAUGCACACACACACAUACACACAUCGAUUCACUUGACUGAUUUUCUCCCAAAUAUUGUGGAUGAAAGAGAGUGGGAAGUGCAAACGCUUGGGAAUCUCUGGUCUAUGAGUCUGUUCUACUGAUACUGGUCAUCUCAGGACUAAAGGCACAAUGUUGCUACAUCGUCUGAAUGCAAUGUCUGAGACAUUGAAUGAAUAUAAUGCAUCUCCACGCACUUGUGUUAAAGAAAUGUACUUGGAUCGUUGGUUAAGGGGAUAGAGGCAAGACAGCGGCGUUGUGACUAGAAUUCUCUUUUUGUAUUGUCAGUGGGAAGUGUGACGAUUGAUGUUUUGGCUGAUUGUCCGAUGUUGUUUUAUAUCUUGGGUCUUAAUUAACAAUCACCAAAUUGCCUUUACUUAACCUAUACUCAAAUGCACAACCAACAAUUAAAUUACAACUUGUUACAUGGCAACUAAUCAGGAGCUUUGUUUAUAAAAUGUCUAAGUCCAUACUAUAUAUACUAUAAUCGCUAUUCUAUUUUGGUUUAGAGUUUAAUUCAACAUUUUCCCUUAUUGUCAUAGGCAGGCUAAAUAGUUUCUUUCAAUAUCUAUUCAUACCUACAGUAAUCACUGUUAUUAGUACACUUCAUAUACUGAAGUACAUUUGAUGAGUACAGUCAGAUUGACCUCUGGACAUUAGCUGUCUCUAGGACUUUGCAUACAGUGUGUAUACCACAUCACUGUAAAAACCUUAUUUAAUCAUGUGAUAUUUCUAACGAGCACAGAUUUAGCUGUUUGCUUACUUAAUUAUUGAAGCAAAUUUUUAUUCUGUAAAUAAAUUCUGUAUCAUAUGACUGCUUUUUAUAAUUGUGGAGCAGUCAAUGAUUUUUAAGUAUUGAAGGUGAACUCCGGUAAAUGACAAAAUACAGUAUCAUAUACAUACAGAUAUCAACAACAGAUUGCCAGUUUUGGCAUAUUAAAGUUAUGUUAGUAUUGAUGUCUGUAAGCAGGAUGCCCCCCACCACAGGCAUCGCACACACUCCCGCGUCAUAAGCCAUGAAAAACAUUUUUAGAAUAAUACUGAACAAAAAUAUUAACGCAACAUGCAACGAUUUCAAAGCUUUUCCUGAGUUACAGUUCAUACAGAAUUAGGAAAUCCGUCAAUUGAAAUGAAUUAUUAGUCCCUAAUCAAUGGAUGUCACAUGACUGGGCAGGGGUGCAUCCAUGGGUGGGCCUGGGAGGGCAUAGGCCCACCCAUUUGGGAGCCAGCCAAUCAGAAUAAGUUUUUCCCACAAAAGGGCUUUAUUACAGAAAUAAGCUUUUUGUGUGUGGUUAAUAUCUGGGAUCUUUUUAUUUCAGCUCAUGAAACAUGGGACCAACACACUACAAGUUUCAUUUGUAUUUUUGUUCAGUGUAGCUUUAAAACUGCAAAAUUCUUUCUCAGCCUCAUGGCAAAAUGUGUAGAAUAUCAGGAAAUUAGCUCAGGGAUUGCUGACAGUCGGGACUAUCCUUGCCCAGCAGGGAAACCCAGCCCAGCAGGGAAACUUAUGUUCCGUUCAUUUUUGAUCAUGUUAACGCAAGAAGUCGCUUUCUUCCCUCUCAAUAACGACAUUGUUUAAAAUGACUUCAUAGUGAAAUAGGCUCAUACUAAAUACAAUGGCUAUCACUGCCAACUGAGUGUUUUCCUCUCAGCUUCAUUUUGGACAUUUGUUGCCGGUCUUCUAACUCUGGAUUAGCAGGGCCUCUAUUUUCUUACAUGAGAAUUGUUAGGCACUUUGCAAAUCUCACACUAUGGAACACAAAAAUGUCUAUCGCAGAAUGGGAAAUUAACAGAAUGACGACAAUAAAAUGACAAAUUGGCAUGUUUGAAAAA